Messenger RNA from Nicotiana tabacum (common tobacco), 2609 nucleotides. The record is from RefSeq and is a predicted model, not a curated record. NCBI's taxonomy places the organism in Eukaryota, Viridiplantae, Streptophyta, Magnoliopsida, Solanales, Solanaceae.
AGUUAUUCCCAAAAUAUUAAAACCAAACCGAAAAUAAAGUACUGUAGUAGUAUAAUACAGUCUGGAAUAUUUAACAGACCAAUUCAAUCAUUCAAUUUUUUUUUAAUCUAAACUUUAUCAACACCUAGUCAACGCUUACUUCAAAACCCAGCUAAAAUUUCCCCGAAUACUUUCUUGUACCAUUUCUCACAUACCCAUUUCUGAAAUUUUCAUGGUUUUUUCAUGAAACAUGUUUGAAUCCAAACCAAGAAGUGUGUUAAGCUUAGGAAUUAUCCUAAUCCUAGUUUACUUAUCCUCAAUUCCUUUACCAGUUGAGUCGAAAUGCAACAAAGGGUGUGAUUUAGCUUUAGCUUCGUUCUAUAUUUGGCGGGGAACAAAUCUCACUUACAUAGCAGAAUUGUUUUCAAUCUCCAGUUUACAAGAAAUCGUAGAUUACAACAACAAUCAUAUCCCAAAUCAUGACAGUAUCAUAGCAGCGACAAGAAUUAACAUACCCUUUAGUUGUGAUUGUUUGGAUGGUGGGUUCUUAGGCCAUGUUUUUCCGUACAAGGUUAAAUCUGCAGAUUUUUUUGGUCAGGUUGCGACGAGUUAUUCCGAUUUGACAACUUCGGAUACUAAUGUUACCUUAAACGUGGUUGUGAAUUGUUCCUGUGGGGAUAGAGAUGUUUCCAAAGAUUAUGGGCUGUUUGUGACGUACCCUAUACGGGUAGAGGAUAACUUAACGUCCAUUACUUCAGAGACCAAUGUGAGUGCUGAUUUAAUCCGGAGGUAUAAUCCAGGGGUGGAUUCCAAAUUCGAUACCGGAAGAGGGAUCCUGUUUAUACCGGGAAGAGUGUUGUGGCAAAAAGGGGGAAAUGCGCAUUUAAGAAAGGAACUAAAUUAGGAAGCACAAUGUUUUGCUUAAGGUGAUAUUUAAUUUAAGCUUAUUGUUUACUAUAUAUUGGAAUUUGUAGUUUCAAUGGAUAGAAUCGAUGAAGAUUGCACCCUUUAGAACGUGUUUUGGUUUGUUUGAGUAACUGAAACUGGCCGCAGGGAUAUAGCACUAAGCAUGAAGCAGUAAUACAAACUUGUAAAUGAUUGUGCUUUUCCUUUCUUCCUUUUUAGCAUGACGCACUGUGUGACGGUGGACAUAUUGAACUUCAGCAUUGUCCUCUUCUUUGGUUCUAAAGUUGUUCCCACAUCCAUGAACCAAAAUAAGUUCAAAGCACAUGAACAUUUCUAGUAGUGCCUAAUUGCUAAUAAAGAAAAAUUGUGAUAGUUUUCAAGCGAAAUAGUAUUAUGCAUGAAAUUUAGCUAAUGCUUUUGAUUAGCAAAAUUCUAGCUAUAUACCAGCUGAGUUUAUCACUGAGCUGUAAUGGCAAGAGCAAUCCAGUAUUCACAAAUAGCAGAAGCACAAUUGAGCAACUGUUUUCUGUUGCUUGGCUUCUUUGAGCUGGCUAAGAAUUUCUUCAAUCUGCGUCCUAGGAUCAUUUCUUCAGACUGCAGAUAUAUACAAUAUGGAAUGCAAAUGUCGAAGAUUAAGAGUUGCAUUUACCCUUGAAGAGAAUUGGAUGAAAUAAACGUAGAAUAUUCUUUAAUUCUGUAAAUUGAUAGUAAAUUAUACAGCUUUUUGGAAACGCAAACUAGCCCUGUCAAGCAUUAUUCAGAACCACUUUGGUUCUCUAAAGAUCAAACAUUACACACGCAAAACAAGAAGAAACACUUGUAAGAGCAGAGUCAUGCUUUUGAGAAUGUUUAUGGUUGAUAAUGUCUCACAACGGUUUCAGAAUGAAUGCUAAAAAACCUCUUCUAGGAAAAAAGAAAAAGAAAAAAAAUGCUUGCAGGAUCUCUAUUUCUUUUUGGUUCUUAUUCGGGUACCUGAGGGGAGCAGGACUACAACGUGAGCAUGUUGCUUGUUAGUCUUUCCUAGAGAAAAAAUGGAAUGCAAUAAAUGCCAGGAUAUUGCUGUGCUCUAAAGAGUGUGAGUUUAUGAUAAUUAAAUUAACCUGACUCAAAUUUGUGUCUUGGAUCUGAAAAGAGCUUGCUUCUAUCUUUGAUACUCUAUAAAGACCAUAGUUUACUUGAUCAAUCUACCCUCCUUAAUCAGUCCCACUUCCUUGACCUGUUUCAUACGAUGCUACAAUUUCUCAGUACCAGAAGUUUAAAGUAAAAGAAACUGAUACACUUCAAAUUACUUUUAACUUCAAUAUGGCAUCUUCUGACAAAUUACUCCAUCUUCACACGUUUUACUUAUUAUUGAAUUAAUUGUUUAAAUAGCUGACCUACUUCUAUGUAAUGAUGCUUUUGAUGUUUUCUUUUUCCAAUAUCUGCAUAGCUGUUUGCUUUUCCAAUAUGUAAUGAUGCUUUUGAUGGACCCACCUCCAUCGCUCCCUCAUCUUCUCCUGUGCUUAGUUGUGCUGAGGUUACACUUCAAGCUCCUUCUUCUUCUGAGGAGAUUGUUGCGCCUGCCCCAAUUGUUGUUAGUGCCGGAACAGUAAUUCCAGUUAAUAUGCCGCCAAGGGUUCCGUGCUCUCUUCCUUCCUGUUACCCUGCUGGCGUUUCUGGCCAUUCCUAUUGCAGCCAGAGGCGGAUCCAGGAUUUAAACUCUAUGGGUUCAACUUUUAAGAUUU